AUGUUAGUUGAUAGUCAAAGAACAAAUUUGCCAGAUGAUAUCUCAACCUUCCCUUUAGUUGGCAGUUUUGGUUACGUGAAUUACAUAGAGGGAAACAUAAUUACCUUUGGUACAUCCAAUGUAGGGACAUAUGAGAACAAUUAUAUAUUUUUCGUUUUGGAUGCUGUGUAUUAUGGAGUUUCCAAUGUCUACUAUUUCGUAUCGGACACAUUCGUAAAUAGUCAUCGUUUCCAAUUUUAUACAAAUAAUUAUGAAGCUGGAACUACUCAUAAGGUUAAUUUUUAAAAUAACGUUUUAACCAAUCAUGAUACAGGUGUUUUGUACUUUCAUGCAUAAGUCCAAGAUGAAAACAUUGGAAGAGUCGAACUUGCUCCUACAGAGUUUAUUAAUGAAGGUGCAAUCUGUUUGUUUUAUUUUCAAGCUUUAUUCAACACUGUUUAUGAAGGUGCUGGUUGUAUAGCUUUAAAUUCAUAUUCAACUGUCAGAUUAGAGUCAGGUUCCACAGCUACAACUGACUUGCAAGUUCAAUUUAAAGAUUCUCAAUCGAAAUUAAUUGAAGAUAUAGGUUAUAAUCGUUUGUCAAUUAUAAUUCAUGGUUUUGGUAAUGGAAAUUUUAUUGUAUUAGUUGCAGGUAUUACCGGUUUCAAUUAUAAUACUGACAGUGGUAUAUUAACUUUGCAAUCAAAUGAUGCUAUCAAAGAAUAUGAUAUUGGUGUAGGUUAUAAUCCAGAGUUAUUUGAAUUGACACAAGUUUAUCUUACUACUGGUACUGAUGGUAUUAUAUAUAAUGGUGAAGUUCCUAUUGAUUUACGUCCAUUACCCGCAAGUUGUGCGUUAUGUGAUGGUACAUUUUAUAAUUAUGGUUAUCUCACUGAACCUACUGCAGCAUAUGUAGGGGUAGAACCAGAACAAAGUAUUGAGUUAGUUACUAAAGACGAAGGUGGUACAUGGUACACGUCGUAUUUUCCACUCGUGACAACAUUCACAACAAUUAGAACAAUUGAUGAAGAACAAAGAACAAGCACUCUCACUUGGUCAUACACCAUUAGCUCAAGGACUUUUUAUACUAUAACUCCUACACCAGAAACAAGAGAUAUUAUAAGUACAUUAUCAAUUUAUGAAACCAAUGUCGAGCAAUUAGAGACUACAAUAACAGCUUUGGUUAUUCAAAGUACAGACGCUUUUGGUGAUUGGAUAACUACUACAUUUACAAGUUUAUUAGCAGUUGCAGUUGCAAGUGAAACAAGAAGAGUUACUUUACUGGGUGAAGAUGGUGAAUUCAUUAAAGAUGCAGAGGUUAUUACAUAUAAUUUUGAGAAUGCUGAUAAUUAUUAUAUUACUAAUACUUUGGAUGAUCCAAUUGCAGCUACAGAAACUAGAAUUAUUGAAGAUGGAGAUUACACGGAGGUUCAUAUUGUCACGUCAGAUGAAGAUAAUUGGUGGUAUACCACAAUUUCAACAAUUGAAAGAUCGUCAUACAUUUAUACUACGACUUUAACAAAUGAGGAAGGAGUUGGUACAGCUACACAUAUUAUCAGUGCCAUUCAAGAUCAAGAUGAUCAGUGGAUAACUCAAACUUCAAUUUAUUCUAUCGAAGAUUCUAAUGAAUCAACAACAACCGAUGCCGUAAUUGUUCCCACAGAAUCUGUUGAUCCUGAACUUCCAUUCGAAUUAGUAUUAAACUUUGAAAAUGAGUUGGAAGGCUUUUCAUCGAACGGUACUCAUUUAACAUUAUUUAAUGGUGAUUACGUUCAAUUUUUGAUUGAAGACACGUACCUUAGAGUAUCUGAAAUUGGAUAUGUUCAAAUAUCGGAAACUGGGUUAUUAUUAGUUGUGCCAAAGGAUAUUGCAACACCUGGUUGGUCAAUGGAAGGUGAAAAGUUGUAUAAUAUUGAUUAUUUAUUUGAAGAUUUCUCAAUGGUUGAAGAAUCAAUAAGCAAGAGAAAUUAUGAAGUAUAUUUUAGCUUUUAUGAAGAUGGAAAUGGAGGUUAUGUUGUUUUCGCUGGUGGAAGAGGUUGUAUGAUUAUUGAAGUUUAUGCAAUUCAAGCAAUUGAUGAGCCAAUUGACACCACAGAUGAAGCAAGUGAAACAGGAGAUACAUCAACUGCGAAUGAUAUUUCUACAACAGAAUCUGCUGAAACUACAACUACUUCAGCUGACCCUUCAUCCAUAUCUAACAUAAUUGUUGAGUCUACAACAAGAUGGGUAAAUUCAACUACUCAAUCCCAAGGAUCACCAACCUCAUAUACUACAAUAUUUACAAGUUCGAAUGAUUUAGGCAAACUAACUACAGAUGUUGCUAUUAUUCAUGUUGAUGAAAAUACCAUUACAAGCACUCAAUACGUUCAAUUAACAACUUCAAGCUAUGUGUCUACAAGUAGUAUUUAUACUACGACAAAUGGACUCGUUGUUGAAUUAAUGGAAGUUAUUUAUGUUAUUUUACAGGGAGAUAUCGAGUGGUGGAGAUAUACUUCAUUAUUAGCUAAUUCAAUAUUGCCGACAGUAUCAUCAACAAGAACAAAUGAGAUAAUUCCACAAGAAACUAGCGACUUGUCAACAUCUAUAGAAUAUGUAACUAAAGUUAUUACUGAUUGUGGUGUCACACAAUGUACUAAAAGUGAACAAGGUGAAGAAAUUACAAUUGUUGAAACUGUAACUUAUUGUGGUAAAAAACAAUGCAAUAAAGAACAAGAGAGUAAAUCAAUUGCUAACGAAGAAUCAUUAUUAGCUAAUUCAAUAUUGUCGACGGUAUCAUCAACAAGAACAAAUGAGAUUAUUCCACAAGAAACUAGCGACUUGUCAACAUCUAUAGAAUAUGUAACUAAAGUUAUUACUGAUUGUGGUGUCACACAAUGUACUAAAGGUGAACAAGGUGAAGAAAUUACAAUUGUUGAAACUGUAACUUAUUGUGGUAAAAAACAAUGCAAUAAAGAACAAGAGAGUAAAUCAAUUGCUAACGAAGAAUCAUUCAUCAAAAAUAGCCAUGAAACAAUUGUUGAAACUAUAACUGAUUGCCAUACUAAAGAUUGUCAAAAUAGCAAUAGUAAAGUUCAAUCUACAAUUAAAUCAACUACAAAAGCAGAUAAAUCUUCAUCAAUUUUACAAAAUCAAGCUCCAAUUUUGAUCAAAACUAUUGAUGGAUCAAUAAUUUAUGGUCUGGUUGAUGGACUGAGAACGUCAAUCACUACAUCGAAUGGAAAUCAAGAAUUCAAUGAGAUUAAUGAAGGAGAGGAUAUUAUUGCAGAUGCGAAUGAAGAUACAUUAAGUAGUUCUUCAACCUCAUUCGAAUCAUCUUUAUCAAUUGAAAAUCCAUCAACUUCAACACAAGGUUUAGCUAAUAGUUUGAAUAAUGGCAACAAUGGUAUUUUAUCUUUCAUUGUAUUUGCAUUGGUCAUGAACAUUGUUUGA
Messenger RNA from Insectozyma verbasci, 3408 nucleotides. The record is from the annotation of a GenBank genome assembly. NCBI's taxonomy places the organism in Eukaryota, Fungi, Ascomycota, Pichiomycetes, Serinales, Debaryomycetaceae.